GUGUGGUAAGCAGAGAGAUUCGAUUUUGUCAGAAGAUGGACAUACCAAUUUUAGGAAUAAUAGAGAACAUGUCAGGAUUCUGCUGCCCAUGUUGCUCAGAAGUGAGCCAAAUUUUUUCAUCAGGAGCUGGGGAAUACCUGUCUGAGAAGUAUGAUGUCCCUUUCCUGGGUGUUGUGCCAUUGGACCCUCAAAUAACAACUGUCCAGGAGAGUGGAUUUAAUAUUGAAGAUGUAUGUCCAAACUCCCCAGUUGUUGUUAAGAUGCGGAAACUGGUUUUAAAAAUUAUAGAGGAUUUACAGAAAUAA
Homarus americanus (American lobster) is the source of this 305-nucleotide messenger RNA. Its product is annotated as cytosolic Fe-S cluster assembly factor NUBP2 homolog. The record is from RefSeq and is a predicted model, not a curated record. NCBI's taxonomy places the organism in Eukaryota, Metazoa, Arthropoda, Malacostraca, Decapoda, Nephropidae. Gene Ontology annotation, molecular function: iron-sulfur cluster binding; ATP-dependent FeS chaperone activity; ATP binding. Gene Ontology annotation, biological process: iron-sulfur cluster assembly. Gene Ontology annotation, cellular component: cytosol.